Mycosarcoma maydis (corn smut) is the source of this 438-nucleotide messenger RNA. RefSeq lists its product as uncharacterized. Gene Ontology annotation, cellular component: signal recognition particle, endoplasmic reticulum targeting. Gene Ontology annotation, molecular function: 7S RNA binding. The record is from RefSeq and is a predicted model, not a curated record. NCBI's taxonomy places the organism in Eukaryota, Fungi, Basidiomycota, Ustilaginomycetes, Ustilaginales. The coding region runs from base 1 to 438 and encodes 145 amino acids. Gene Ontology annotation, biological process: SRP-dependent cotranslational protein targeting to membrane. The transcript has a single exon.
AUGGUAUACAUCAAGGACUGGCCCGAAUUCCAGCAGCGCAGCAUCAAGCUGUACAGGCAAAAUCCUCACAAGAGCCGCUACCUCAUCAAGUCUCGACCCUCUACGCACAGCCUCACUCUUAAGGUGACCGAUGAUACCACUACAAUCAAGUAUCGCACACGCUCUUCAGCCAUCCUGGGUCGACUCGAGGUGUUCAACAAGGCAAUGAUGCUUGCUAUGGCUGGAUCGGAGCAGCCUUUGCAGGAUGCAAAUCCCGAGCCUGCCCCGAGCGCAGUAACGGCAACACAAACAGCAGCGACAUCAUCAACUACAGCAUCAGCUACAGGAGCAACACCGAACAUGGCGACUGCACCAGCACAAGCAGCAAGUGGCGGUGCUGCAGCGGGAGGAGGCGCAGCAUCAGAUAAAAAGAAGAAAAAGAAGAAGGGUAAAAAGUAG